Eimeria maxima is the source of this 2127-nucleotide messenger RNA. RefSeq lists its product as hypothetical. The transcript is spliced from 5 exons. Lineage: Eukaryota; Apicomplexa; Conoidasida; Eucoccidiorida; Eimeriidae. The record is from RefSeq and is a predicted model, not a curated record. Bases 1 to 2127 code for a protein of 708 amino acids.
AUGGAGAGAAUUGCACCCAAGCAGUUGCGGUGCCGAGGUCACCUGCUGCUGCUGCUGCUGCUGUAUCUGGGAUGUUGCUGCUGCUGCUGCCCUUGCGCUGCAUUUGCUUCGCUGCAACAGCGGCAGCAGCAGAAGCAGCAGUUCUAUAGCAGCAGCGGCACUCCUGCUGCAGCAACACUGGCAUGGGUUCCUCUCCCAGCAGCAAGAGCAGCAGCAGCAAGUGCAGCAGCAGCAGCAGCAGCAAAGACAGCAGCAACACCAGCAAUUCCUCCCCGAAGACAUAUCCGUUGCCUCCUUGCGUCCCCAUUAACAGGAGCAGCAGCAGCAGCAGCACCAGCAGCAAGCGCAGCAGCAGAUGCAGCAAAAACAGCAGCAGCUGCUGCUCCUGCUGCAGCAGCAAACCCUUCAAAUACCCCUCAACUUAAUCACGGCCCAUCCACCAAUACAGCAGAAGCAGCAGCAGCAGCAGCAACAGCAACAGCAGCACCAGCACCAGCUGCUGCAUCAGUAGAUAAGAACAAUACAGCAGCAGCAGCAGCAGCAGGAGCAGCAGGAGGAGGAGGAGGAGCAGCAGCAUUCCCAUCGUAUCCUGUAUCACCCGAUAUAGCAGCAGCAGCAACAGCAGCAACAGGAGUAUUAUUAGAGAAUGAGUAUGAUGAUGAGUAUGCAGCAGCAGCAGCAGCAGCAGCAGCAGCAGGAGCAGCAGCACCAGAGACACGUACACCUUUUAUAUUAGAUUCAUCAAUCUUUGAUGGCGCAAAUCCUUUUGCUGCUAAACCUCUUGGGGAUCAAGGGGUAAUGAGGGGAUAUAGCAGGUCGUUAGCGCUUCCCUUUAAGCCUCCUGUUAUAAUAGAUUCUCCUACGGAGACGAUCCCAGCCGAUCCCAUUGAUUAUCUCCUCUCCUUCACCAACCCCCCCAGCAGCAGCAGCAACAGCAGCAGCAACAGCAACAGCAGCAGCAACAGCAACAGCAGCAGCAGCAGCAAUGUUAAUAAAACUGAAGAAACUACCCAACAAUCAUCAUCAUCAUCAUCAUCAUCAUCAUCAGCACCAUCAUCAUCAGCAGGAGGAGGAGCAGGAGCAGCAGGAGCAGCAGCAGGAGCAGGAGCAGGAGCAGGAGCAGGAGCAGGAGCAGCAGGAGCAGCAGCAAUAGAUUUGAGUAUAUUUAGUAAUAUAGAUUAUGAUACAUUCUUUGGUGAUGGUGUUCGUUAUAAGGAAAUAAGAGGGGGAUUUAUUCUUUUUCCUCCUAUUUAUCCAGAUAGGGUAUUCUUAUUACAGGCAGCAGACCAUCCUUUAUUGUAUCAAUUACAGCAGCAGCAGCAGCAGCAGCAGCAGCAGCAGCAGCAGCAGCAGCAGCAGCAGCAGCAGCAAGAAAUAAUUGAGGAAGUAGAAGAAGAAGAAGAAGAAGAAGAAGAAGAAGGAGAAGAUAUUGAAUGGUUAAAGGCUACACCAGAGGCAGCAGCAAAACGUUCUGCUGCUGCUGCUGCUGCUGCUGCUGCUUCAGGUAAUUAUGGGGCCCCCUUAUUUGAAUUUGGGGGCCCCCAUGGUACAAAGGGUACACCUGGAUUAGUACCCAAUCGGCCUCAGCAGCGAAAGUUAUGGGGUAUGGAUGAUAUAAAGGAAGAUAUACCGAGGGGCCCCUUGGGGGCCCCCAAUGACAGGUUUAAGGAAUUGGUGGACUCAGUGGAUUGGACUCGUGAGCAUCCAACAUUAGAAGAUAAAAAUCACUAUAAAAGAUUAUUAGAUAAGGGUGGUUAUGAGAUAGUAGAGAAUCCUCCAUUACCUCCAUUAACACCUCCUCCUUCUUUCCUUAACCCAAUUCGUAACCCAAUAACCCAGCCAACAACAACAACCACCACCACCACCACCACUACCAACAACAACAACAACAACAACAGCAGCAGCAGCAGCAGCAGCAGCAGCAGCAGCAGCAGCAGCAAGAAAAUAAUUUAUAAUUCCUUAACGGACGUCGUCCUUGAUGGAUUUGGAGGAAUUGAAUUUGAAAUUUCGAUUUUAUCAAAUUUAUGGGAAUGGGAUGAAGGACAUACAAAUUAUGAAUUAUGGAUUAAAAGACAAAGUGCUUAUCCUGAUGAUAAUGAACUAGAAAAAACAUUACCAGCAGAGUAA